Bombyx mandarina (wild silkworm) is the source of this 4451-nucleotide messenger RNA. It is a transcript of the gene ca, whose product is annotated as RCC1 and BTB domain containing protein claret. Gene Ontology annotation, molecular function: protein binding. NCBI's taxonomy places the organism in Eukaryota, Metazoa, Arthropoda, Insecta, Lepidoptera, Bombycidae. The record is from RefSeq and is a predicted model, not a curated record.
AUGGCUCAGUCUAAUGAAAAAGUUGAUUUUUCUGGCUUAUUUAAAUUGGAUGUGCUAAUUCAUGCAGAUAUUGUAUCGUACAGUUUCUAUGAAGUCGGUCUAAAGAAGUUUUUUGCAUUUUCAAGUGACAAAGAAUUAUUUUUCAUAUAUAUUGAUCCAUUGUCAAAGAGGUUUGAACGAAAUUAUGAUUGGGACUUCGUGGAUAAUCCAGUUUAUUGCAUGUGUUUUGAGCCUAGUGGGACCUGGACAAUUAUUUUAAGUGAACAGAAAGUGCUUCUAGUACCUUUUCUACCCCAAUUCAUUCCACAAAAUGACUUCGAUCACAAGUGGUCUUUGUCAAGUGUUACUGUUCUUCCACUUGGUAACAUUCCAAAACCUACAUCAGUGGUAUUUUGGCUUACUAAAGAGUCUGAAAAUAUACUCAUAAUUGCAUCUAAGGGCGGAACAAUAUCCUUUUAUUCAUUGGAGACCCAGAGUGUUGUAGGGGAAUGCAAGGUGUCAGGAGAGAUUACAGAUUUACAGAUUUGUUUUGAUGACUCAUUGGAUUUGUUAGCACUUUUGAUUUCGAGCACUAAAUCACAACAGUGGAAAUUAGUAUUAGAGCACAGAUCAUAUGGUUAUAGUUGGUUACAACAAAUCAAAGCUAACGACAGAGAUAAAAAAGAUGGAUUUAUGUCUUAUAUAAAGCAACUAUCAAAGGAUAAAAUUACACUUUUUAUUCAAGGAAGUUCAAAAGAUGAACACAAGUCACAAACAGUUGAGUAUGUAUUGAAACCAACCGAAUACCUUCCGCUGUUUAGAAAAGGUUCGAAUAAUUGGGCAUUGACUGCUCAGUAUGUAAACGGAAGACAUUUCCUGACUGCGUUUGAAUUAAAUGAGGGAACAAUGAUACUUGAAAGCCCUGAAGAAGACACACCAUCUAGAACUCUGAGACCACAAAUAAAAAAGGAUGGCUUAUAUGUACAAGGCUUGUGGUCCCAAAGGUUAAUUUAUCUAUUGAGGAAAAAUGAAAUUGAGGUGCACAGUUCCAGCUUUUCAGUCAUUCAGCACGAAGGCUCACAAGGAGUUAAUCGAGAUUUUACUGAAAUGUGGUCUGCGGAACUCAUCGGCGAUGUGCAGCGCGCUCAUCUUAUGGCUGCUAAAGACGCCUCCACAACAACUGGGGAUUGGCAAGAGCCAACGUUUUUGUGUGAUUUGCAACUACCGAGGUUCACUUUACAACCGUGUUUGAUUGUAACAAACUGCGGUGCAUAUAUAUUGAAUACUAUCUGCGAGGUGUGCGAGUGGCUCGUUGGCACGAUAUGUCGUGGCGGGACGGGCGCGGAGCAGCGCGCGGCGGCGCUGGGCGCGGCGCUGCCCCCGCUGCUGCGCGCCGCCGCGGACCUGCUCAUGUCGCGGGGGAACAUCGCAUCCGCGCACUACCUCUACUCGUUAGCGCAAAGUCCACCAGAUGGCUGGGUAGCCCGACUAGGUGUGUUUGGUCGUCUCCACGAACUGUCCAUGUUUAAACAGUCAGCGAAUGUCGGAAGUCUUGGGAAUGCUGCAAUUAUCGUCAAAUUACUGGCUGUGUUGAUCAAAAUGUCUACUAAUGAAGAAGAAAUAUUCGACUGGGAUGUAAAAUUCACAACUCUUAAUCCGGCUGAACUAUUGGAAUUGGCUUCAUUUGCUGCUGCGGUUGGCUUGUGGGAGAUGCUACCAUUAUUCAGCAUUCACAGAGGAUACCCUAACAUACUUCUGUCAGCAGUAAAGUCUCGAAGUGCUAUAUGCAGAGGAGCUUUAAACUGUCUCCUUAGGGAGCAAUGUGUUGUACCACUGCUGUUGGAAGAAGACAGCCAAUGGCUCCUUGAUUUUAUUAUUGGCAAUUGUGAAAAGUUUGACACCUUCCUACUUAAAUGUCUAUGUUUGUGGUUGAAUCCGUUACAAGACCAACUGCGGCCUGUAAUGAGGGACAUGAAGCAGGGCAUAUCCACAGUUUAUACAGCAAAAAUGACGCAACUAAUAUCUACGUUCGUCAAUGUCGCCUGUGCUGUGGAAGCCCGGGAACCAUGUCAAGAUAUACAUUUGGAGGUCACGCAACCUCCAUCCGACACAUGGAAGAAUCAAGUGUUCACACCCAGACGCUCCCUCACUUGCGGGCUGGCGCAUUGGGCCGUGGUCAGCGACGGCAACGCCAGAGUUAUGAUGGCUAGUACACCAGUCAACACGGAGCUCAUCGGCAGGGUUAUAGACGUGGCCUGUGGACGGCACCACACUCUCAUCUUAACGGAAAAUGGAUUGUACAGCGCGGGCGACAACACGUUCGGUCAGCUGGGCGUGGGGCGGCGGUGGCGGGGGGCGGCGGGCGAGGCGGCGCGCGCGUCGGGCGGCGUGCUACGCGUGCGGCUCGCGGGGGGCGCGCCCCUCGUGUGCGUCGCCGCCGGACACUACCACUCCGCCGCGGUGGACGCCGGCGGGCGACUCCUCACGUGGGGGUGGGGAGUGCACGGUCAGCUGGGCCUCGGAAACAUCGACGAUCAGUGGACCCCACAACUGGUUACGAAGUUUUUGGGGAGAAAGGUGCAGAGCGUGGGGUGCGGCGCGUGUCACUCGGUGCUGCUGACGCGCGGCGGCGAGCUGUGGGCGUGCGGCGCCAGCGUGUUCGGGCAGCUGGGCACUGGGCAGCGCGGCAAGGCGUCGCUACCGGUGCGCGUGGCGCUGCACGAGCCGGUGCGCGCCCUCGCCGCCGGAUACUUUCAUAACUUGGCGUUAACACAUAAAGGCGAGGUGUACGUGUGGGGCGCCAGUCCGCAGCAGGUGCGCGCCGCCGCCGCACGACGCGCCGCAGAGCCCUCCUCCCCCACCCUGCCCUUCCACGACGAUAACGACAGAUACCUCGCACCCUCCUGCGUCGACACUACCAACGUGCGAGGGAGAAUCGUACAGAUAUCCGCUGGUUGGCAUCAUUCAUGCAUAAUAAACAACAUGGGCUCGAUUUAUACUUGGGGACUUAAUUUCGAUGGACAGCUAGGCAGUGGCGAUAGAAAACAAAUACAGAUUCCAACCGAAGUUAAAAUUCGUACGGAGACACAACCUCAUACUAUGAAAAGCGAUAGUGAGAAAACUACAGAUGCUGAUGAAAAUAUGGAGUUUAAUACCAAAGCGUUGGUCGGGUGCGGUGGUGACUUCACCGUAUAUAUCGACGACGAUGGACGAAUUUAUUCUACUGGCAACACUCAUUUACAGAUCUCCAAUGAAAAAACGAAGGGAGGUAAUCGGGUUAUUAUGAUGAAAACAACGAAACGCGUAAUCAAGAUUCCAGCGAGCCGCACGAACCAUAAGUUCCUUUUCCAGCCCGUUGCCGCUGUCGACAUGUUAUCUAGCGCCAACGACUUGCAAAGGCAACCUAUAGUAUCGCAACUAAACCCACUACAGUCCAUGAAGGAUUUCAAAAGGAAGUCGUGGGCCGAUGACGUCAUAAUGCUACUCAAACCGUGGAUAAACGAAGCCAAUGUAGCAAGGAAUUUAAAUAUGGCUGCCAAAUUAGCUUAUCAUAAUAACGCAUACUCUGAGUGUUUGAGGUUAAUGUUAGAGAAUUUAAAACGCGGUCCCCAAAACGAUUGUUUCUACGUGCAACACAGCACGCCCCUUGAGAUUGAACACAGCGCGGACUGCGAGGCUGGACCACCUACCCGGAAAGACGAGGUCAAAAUAACUAUUACAAAUGUCAUAGCAAAAAGGAUAAAAGAGGUGUCCUUGGCUAUUCUGAACGACGUCGCCUAUAACGUAAUAGAUCCAUCAACCUUUAAAUCAUUACCGUGUUGCUGUGAUGAAUUAAAAUAUCUGUUGAAGAAAAAACUACCCAAUGCAACGGUAAACAUUUUCGAACAAGAUCUCUCUGGUAAAGCAGCUGAUGUGAUUGAUAAAUUGAUAAAUAUAUUCCCCGUGGACGCAACACUGUGGGAAAUAUGUUUCCGUUUGUCUAAAGAUUUUUACAUUAAUAACAGUUUAUCUAUAACUGAACUGGAACGUGUUUUGCGUAAGUAUAUGGAAUCUAAUGCCACUACAAUGAUUACUGCGAUACUGUAUUCGAAAGAUUGUUCAGAAUACAGUGAGAUUUUGUCACCAAAAUUUUACUUGAAUAUGUGCAAUCAGGUAAUGGACACAUGGGGCUGAAUUAGCAAGGGAUUUGAAAGAUGACUCAGAGCAAUUAUUGGUGUUAGUUUCCAAUGAUAUCCAUCAAAUUAAUGUUUGCAUCAAUUUGCAGAUCCCUUGAUCUUAUCGUAGAUUUAAUAUUAUCGUAGAUUUUUUAAACAUUAUUAUAACCUACAAGUAUUCGCAAUUGCGAUACUAUUAUUGUAAUACUAAACAAUGAGCGAUUAUUUUUAAAACGAAUCAAAUUAUAAAAUUGUUUUGUUUGAUUUUUCGUUUGUUGUUCGAAUUUGUUAUUCUUACAGGAUUAUGUUUUAAUGUUA